AACGAGGUGCACCUUAAACCCCUUUAUAGAAAGGAAGUGAAGAGUGUGGCUCGAGGGGAUUUCCUGCUUUCUUUCCACUGCUACUCUGGCCGACUGAUGUGCCUCUGAGCACGUCGAUAAUGGCUCUCUCAUUUACUCAAUCCCACCUCUUUUCGAAAUCCUCUCUCUUCCUCCUCCACAGAAAUGAAGGUUUCAGAAGCUUUGCGCUUUCCGUCCCCUUCUGCACUUCUUCUGCUCUUUUUGCAGACAAAUCUCAACCUCGCAAAAACUGGAGACAACCAGUGGUCUCUUCUGCUCUGGAGCUCGGUGGAGUCAAGAUUGCUAAAGAUGAUGUAGUAAGGGAUGACCCAACAAACAAUGUUCCUGAUACGAUAUUUACAAAACUUGGGAUGCAACUUCAUAGGAGGGAUCAGCAUCCACUUGGGAUUCUAAAGAAUGCAAUAUAUGAUUAUUUCAACACCAAUUAUCCCAACAAAUUUGAUAAGUUUGAUGAUCUCUGCCCAAUUGUUUCUGUAAAAGAGAACUUUGAUGAUGUCCUGGUACCUCCUGAUCAUGUGAGUAGGAGUUACAAUGACACAUAUUAUGUGGACUCCCAAACUGUGUUGAGGUGCCACACAAGUGCACAUCAGGCUGAGCUAUUGAGGAAUGGGUAUACUCAUUUCCUUGUGACUGGAGAUGUUUAUCGUAGGGAUUCUAUUGACUCAACUCAUUAUCCUGUAUUCCAUCAGAUGGAAGGGGUUCGAGUUUUUACUCCGGAUGAUUGGGAGACAUCUGGCACUGAUCCCACAUCUCAUGCAGCUGGGGAUUUAAAGAAAUGUCUUGAGGGUUUGGCACGCCACUUAUUUGGUACUGUAGAAAUGCGCUGGAUUGACACUUAUUUUCCAUUUACUGAUCCAUCAUUUGAACUCGAGAUAUAUUUUCAGGAGAAAUGGUUGGAAGUUUUGGGUUGCGGGGUGACAGAGCAGGAAAUAUUAAAAAGAAGUGGCAAAACAAACAAUGUUGCUUGGGCGUUUGGACUUGGAUUAGAGCGGUUAGCAAUGGUCCUCUUUGAUAUACCAGAUAUAAGGCUUUUCUGGUCAACCGAUGAGCGAUUUAGUUCUCAAUUUUCGAAAGGUCAGCUUGGGGUAAAGUUCAAGCCAUAUUCAAAGUAUCCUCCUUGUUAUAAAGACAUGAGUUUCUGGAUCAAUGAUUCAUUCACCGAGAACAAUCUUUGUGAAAUUGUUAGAGCAGUUGCCGGUGAUGUUGCAGAGGAGGUGAUAUUGAUUGACAAUUUCACCAACAAGAAAGGAAUGACCAGCCACUGUUACAGGAUUGCAUAUCGGUCCAUGGAGCGUUCACUUACGGAUGAGGAAAUAAAUCAGUUACAGUGGAAUGUGAGAGAACAGGUGCAGAACAAGUUGAAAGUUGUUCUGAGAUAAAACUUUUUGAUUCCAGAAAUCUGAUAGUGCAAGUUUCUUCAUGUAAUUUUAUCCCCAUUUUUAUAGAAUUCUUUACUUGUAAUGUUUUUAGAUUAUCAAAAGGCAUCAAAUUAUUGGCCGCAGAUAAUCCAUUUAGGCUUGGAGGUCAGCUCGUACAACAAAAUAUUGUAUUUCCUUUCUUCUUUUUUUGAUAGGAAAAAUUUUCUGCA
Messenger RNA from Cornus florida, 1627 nucleotides. RefSeq names its product phenylalanine--tRNA ligase, chloroplastic/mitochondrial. The record is from RefSeq and is a predicted model, not a curated record. Gene Ontology annotation, biological process: phenylalanyl-tRNA aminoacylation. The transcript is spliced from 10 exons. NCBI's taxonomy places the organism in Eukaryota, Viridiplantae, Streptophyta, Magnoliopsida, Cornales, Cornaceae. Gene Ontology annotation, molecular function: phenylalanine-tRNA ligase activity; ATP binding; tRNA binding. Gene Ontology annotation, cellular component: cytoplasm; mitochondrion. The coding region runs from base 120 to 1418 and encodes 432 amino acids.